UUUCUCCCCUUCUACCUCCUUCUCAUCCAUUCAACGCGUCUCGUCUUCUGCCCCUCCUCCCCCUCGGGCUCUCUCAUAAUUAUCCCUUUGCUGUUUAAGGUUGUGGUGCUAUGUUGAUAUGCGGCAUUUACCACCAUGUCCUCUUCAUCGUAUGAUGACUUGCUCAAUCUGGUGGAAGGUAAUGCAGAGCUCACUGAGAGAAUCAAGAGCUUGCGUUAUGGCUUGGAGGCUGAGGAUUUGCUUCAACACUUUCGAUUCAACGCGGUGAUCAGCCAGGACUGUACCACCCACACGGAAUAUGAGCGAGAUGAAAGCCAUGCCAUUCGAAUUGUCAAGCGAAGAUGGUAUCGGCGACCCGAUGCGCUGGGCUGGGGGGUCUAUGGGAAGGUCUGGUUAGAACGUGAUGAUGACGACGGCCAAAGUCGAGCAGUCAAAGUCAUACCGAAGGAUCUCAUGGAACGCGACAAGAUCAACUAUAAGAGGGAGGUCCUCGCACUGGCCAAGUUCUCGAAGCGGCAGUACCAACAGCAGGAGGUACUGGUCAACUUCCUGGGAUGGCUGGACGAUCCCUCCAACCUUUACCUGUACAUGGAAUACUUCCCCCUUGGAGACCUCGAGGGCCACAUCUCACAGCCCAUCUCGGAGGAGGAGGUCAAGGACAUCGCAAUGAAUCUGCUCAACGGGCUCUGCAUCAUCCACGCAGAGCACUUCGCCCACCGCGACCUCAAACCGGGUAACAUCUUCGUGGUCCGUAAGCCCCCCACCGCGCGAUGGUGGGUCAAGAUUGGCGACUUCGGCAUCGCAAAGCGCGUAAACCAUGAGAGAACAGCACUCCAGACGUCCAUUGGAACUCCGCAAUACCUAGCACCGGAAGUGAGCGGUGAUCUGGAUCUCGAUGAACCGACGUCGGUAUACAACAACGCAGUCGAUAUAUGGUCAUUAGGCUGUGUGAUAUACAGGAUCGCCACGCAGCACAACCCCUUCCCCGCACGCACCGACCUCAGGAGAUUCUGUAGCGGACGCAAACCAUUCCCCGAGGAGCCGCUGCGGAACACGAUGGAGCCCGAUGGCGUGAAGUUCGUCAAGGCGCUCAUUUCUCCUUUCCCUAACGAGCGUCCUUCUGCGCAGGCCGCAUCAGAAAUGGCCUGGCUCCAAGGCGACUUUUCCACGGUCACACAGGAAGUCGCCAGAGCUAGAUCGGACGGCAAGUCUACACCGAAUCGAAGAUUGUAUGGCACUAGGCAAGCACAGCGACCAGCCAGAGUCGUAAAUCUGUCGAGCGAUAACAGUCACGUCCAGGAGGAUCGCGGGAAUGCUCACAACCAGGGCCCACAGCAAGACGCCCCCCAGAACUCGUUCAACAGCAAUCCACGCGAUAAUCCGACUAUCGAAGACGCGAUCCGUAACAUGAUCCGGCCUGAGCUAGAGAAACUUCGUCGUGAGGGUUAUCCGCGCCAUUUUUUUAGAAGAGGGAACGUCCAGCCUGGAUUCCCCGUCCCCGUCGCCACCCCUUACGUCUCCGACUCUGGAAAGCGGCCAUGACGGGUUGCAGGCGCAUGACGUGCUAGAAAAUCGCAAGGUCAAGUGACGAUACGUAGUCUCCAUCCGUUCUUGGUCUAUCGAAACUUUCACCCGAUGUAGCAUAUACAUCAAUGCAUAGAGAACUAAAUGCCAUGCUCGGACUCUCAGACAUUAAAGCUCUCAGAGGAUAAUAGUCGGCUUGUAAUUUCACCCGGGCCUAAAUUGGCAUUGAUAGAUAGCUUUGAGCUAGAAGAUGGAAGGAAGGUAUUCUAGGUCCUGUGCUGCAGAUUUGACUCCGCGAUUCAUACA
Messenger RNA from Aspergillus homomorphus CBS 101889, 1830 nucleotides. Its product is annotated as serine/threonine-protein kinase. Lineage: Eukaryota; Fungi; Ascomycota; Eurotiomycetes; Eurotiales; Aspergillaceae. Gene Ontology annotation, biological process: protein phosphorylation. The record is from RefSeq and is a predicted model, not a curated record. Bases 454 to 1542 code for a protein of 362 amino acids. Gene Ontology annotation, cellular component: cytoplasm. The transcript has a single exon. Gene Ontology annotation, molecular function: ATP binding; protein serine/threonine kinase activity.